AUCGAGCCCAUCGACGAUGCCGCGCGCGCGGCGGAGGGCACCGUUGGCCGCCCGGCCGCUCGGCUGAUGCGCCCCGGAGGGAGGGCCGCGCCGGGCCCGGCUCCUGGGUGAUCGAAGGGGCGGCCGCGCCACCGCCGCCGCCGCCAUGAGGCUCCGCAUCUACAAGCGCAAAGUGCUGGCGCUGCUGCUGGCCCUGGCCGCCGCCGCCUGCGCCCUGGCGCUUUGGGGAGGCGCCGGAGAAACCGGAGGGAAGCGGGAGGCGGACGAUCGGGCGCCGCCGCCGCCUCCACCGCCGCCGCCGGGAGACCAGCCCGGGGUACCGGCCGGCAGCAGCAGCAGCAGCAGCAGCAUCCUCCCCGCCCGCUCCGGCCAGCGGCUGCCCAACGCGUCGUCUCCGGCCUGGCUCCCCGGGGAAGAAGCGGCGGCGUCGGCCAACCGGACGCUGCACUACCGCUCGCUGGUUUACCGGCUCAACUUCGACCAGCCCGUGCGCAACGAGGAGCGUUGGCGGGCGGCGACGGCGGAGGGAGGCGGCGGCGACGGGGCGGACGCUGUGCCGGUGGCGGUGGUGGUGCAGGUGCACGAGCGCGCCGAGCACCUCCGGCUGCUGCUGGCGUCUUUGCGCCGCGCUCCGGGCGCGGAUCGGGUGCUGCUGGUGCUGAGCCACGACGUGUGGUCGGCCGAGCUGAACGCGCUGGCCGCGUCGGUGGACUUUUGCGCCGUGCUGCAGGUCUUCUUCCCCUUCAGCCUGCAGCUCUACCCGGGCGAGUUCCCGGGCACCGAUCCGCGGGACUGUGCCAGGGACGUGGGCCAGGCGGCUGCGCUGCGCCUGGGCUGCCUCAACGCGCAAUACCCGGACGCCUUCGGCCACUACCGCGAGGCGGCUUUUGCGCAAACCAAGCACCACUGGUGGUGGAAGUUGCACUUCGUCUGGGAGAGGGUGCGCGCCCUGCGACGCCACCCGGGGCUGGUGCUCUUCUUGGAAGAGGACCACUACCUGGCACCCGACUUCUACCACGUGCUGCAGCGCCUGUGGGCCGCGCGCCAGAGGGACUGCCCCGAGUGCCAGGUGCUGUCGCUGGGCACCUACGCGCCCGUGCGGGGACCCUUCUCCGGACGGGCCGACAAGCUGGAGCUGAAGACCUGGAAGUCCACCGAACACAACAUGGGCAUGGCCUUUGGGCGGGACACCUACGAGCAGCUGAUGGGCUGCGCCGAGGCCUUCUGCACCUACGACGACUACAACUGGGACUGGACCCUGCAGCACCUGACCGUCAGCUGCCUGCCGCGCUUCUGGAAGGUGCUGGUGCCCGAGAUCCCCAGGGUCUUCCACACGGGCGACUGCGGCAUGCACCACAAGAGGCAGUGCCAGCCCGCCGCCCAGAGUGCCAAAGUCGACGCGCUGCUGGACGCCAACCGGCAGCACCUGUUCCCCGAGACCAUGGCGGUGGGCAAAAGGUACUCGCUGGCCCCGCUGAGCCCCCACGUCAAGAACGGCGGCUGGGGAGACAUUCGGGACCACGAGCUCUGCAAAAGUUACCGCAGGUUGCAGUGAGCCCAGCCGGGCCUGGAUGGAGCCUCGGCCUUUCCCCGUUGGGCCUGUGGGAUCUAGUACAGGCAUGAGCCUGAAACAGGGGGGCGAAAAUGUAUUGAUUGGUUUCUGCUUUAAUAGGGACUGUGGUUAUUACAGAGAGAGAGAGAGAAAAGAAGUGUUUCUGAGGCAGAAAGGUCUAGGGGAAUGUUAAAAAUAAACAUAAAUGCUACUUGUUUACUGGAAGAAUAAUUGACAAUUUUUACCUAGGCCUUUUUAUAAAGUGUUUGUGACACUUUCAAACAA
This is a messenger RNA of Podarcis raffonei (Aeolian wall lizard), 1837 nucleotides long. RefSeq names its product alpha-1,6-mannosyl-glycoprotein 2-beta-N-acetylglucosaminyltransferase (gene MGAT2). The record is from RefSeq and is a predicted model, not a curated record. Gene Ontology annotation, biological process: oligosaccharide biosynthetic process; protein N-linked glycosylation. Gene Ontology annotation, cellular component: Golgi membrane; Golgi stack. The coding region runs from base 146 to 1555 and encodes 469 amino acids. The transcript has a single exon. Gene Ontology annotation, molecular function: alpha-1,6-mannosylglycoprotein 2-beta-N-acetylglucosaminyltransferase activity. NCBI's taxonomy places the organism in Eukaryota, Metazoa, Chordata, Lepidosauria, Squamata, Lacertidae.